GUAAAAUCAGCAUACGCAUCACCCGGAUUGUUUCUCUAUAUCGAGACAAUGGGGUUGAACUGGGGACCAGUGUUAAUGUCGGUGGUUCUGUUCAUCGUAUUGACUCCCGGAGUAUUGUUUCAGUUUCCGGGGAAGACCAAAGUGGUUGAGUUUGGCGGAUUUCAGACAAGCGGCGCAGCUAUAGUCCUUCACACUCUCAUCUUCUUUGCAUGCAUCACAGUCUCCCUUAUCGCUCUUCAUAUCCACAUAUACGCUUCCUAAUCAAAAUUUAACAUUAAUGCAGUGUCCCUCAAGGCUAGCUGCAUCCUUAAUUUUAUAUAUCCUAAUCUUUUUUUUUUGUUAUUGUUUUCAUCAGCUUUGAUUUCUAAUUCCCAUUGAACGUUCUCUUCUUUGUUGUUUUAUUUGUACUUUCUUAAUUAUAUAUGCAUAGAUGAGAUAGACUUUUCUUUUUUUCAUAAAUUAGAAUCUAAAUAUAGAAAUAACUACGGAUAUUCC
Messenger RNA from Eruca vesicaria subsp. sativa (arugula), 495 nucleotides. The record is from the annotation of a GenBank genome assembly. NCBI's taxonomy places the organism in Eukaryota, Viridiplantae, Streptophyta, Magnoliopsida, Brassicales, Brassicaceae.